AGUGGGAGUAAAGUAACUUCACCCAACCAGCGGGUGGAAAGUGAGCCACGGCCACCGUCAGUUCCCCCGUGCCAGGAAAUCGCUGUUGCGGUGGUAGGUUCCGCGAGCCCACAAACCCCAAACGAACGGGUUGCUUUGGCUAACUGCCGAAAAAGUGAAAUUUCCGAACCCGUGUGGCCGUGUGUGUUGGUGGCGUAAAACAAACCACGCGAGGAGGCAAAACUAUCCACCGCACACGCACACAGCGCGUGGUGGGUGCAUGCGAAGUGGACGCGCGGGCCGCGAACGAGUGACAGAAAGCGAAGCGAGUGAUAAAUAGGCGGGUGCUGUGACACGGAGCACACACGGGCUGCCCUAACAGAGAAACCCUAGCAACCCUCCCCAGGGUUGUUGCGCUGGUCGGUCCAGAGGAACCCCAUUAGCCGAAGGCGCCACGAGCGUCUGGACCACAUCGUUACAGAGAACGCAGCAAAUCAUCAUCCGCCCCAAACAUGCUGAAGAACAAAGCAACCGAGGAGAAGGUCGACACUCUGCUGUCCAAAAGUCAAAUACCCAUCAUUGAUCUCGCGCACUGCGGAACGGAGGAAUGUCCCAUCCGGUCGGUCGUGAAUCGUGUCGGCCACCAGCUCCACAAGGCGCUGGUUGAGAAAGGCAUCGCGCUGCUGGUCAAUCAUGGGAUCUCGGAAGAGAAGAUGAAGCAUGCGUAUGGCCACCUGGACGACUUCUGUAAGCUGUCGGACACCACGAAAGAGACGUACCUGCGGCAGGGCGAAACGAACCACGGUUACAUCAAGCCGGGCCAGGAGCGAUUCGAUGGCAAAUCGAAGGACCUGCGCCACACGUACAACAUCUGCACCCUGAAGCCGGACGGCGCGCUGCCCGACGAACCGCUGCCCGGCUUCCGGGAACACAUGUCCGACCUGGCGACGGACUUCAAGCGCCUAUCGGCGCUGCUGCUACAGGCACUGGCCGUCGGGAUGGAGCUGCCGUACGGCUACUUCCUGGAGAAGCACCGUCACAUACUGGACGGGGAGGGCGAAAACCAGUCCACAUUCCGCCUGCUCUACUAUCCGCCGCUGAUCGAAGACGAUAGCAAGAACGAACUGCUGCGGGGCACGUGCAAGUACAGCCAGCAGCGCUGCACCAAGGACGAGAUUGAUCUUUCGCUGCCCGAAGACUAUCGCGCCAAGGUGCGCGAAGAACAGGAAGCGCUAGAAGAGCAAGAGCAAGUGACGCGAUGUGGGGCCCAUGCCGAUUACGGCACGUUUACCCUUCUGGCCCAAGAUUCCGAGGGUGGCUUGGAGGUGAAGCUACCCGGCACGGAUCGGUGGAAGCGCGUUGGUCACCUGCCCGGAGCCAUCCUUAUCAACGCCGGCGAGCUGCUGUCGACGUGGACGGGCGAAAAGAUCUGCGCGCUCGAGCAUCGUGUCAUCAUCCCGAAGGAGGAAACGAUCCGCACCCGUGGCCGCCACUCGUUGGCAUUCUUCGUGCAUCCUGACAACUGCAUCUCGAUUGCGCCGAUCGAUCUGCCCGCGUCCAGCUCUUCGAAUUCACUCGAUUCGGAAGAAAAGAAAACUAAGGGCCGCAAAAAAUCCUUUAAGACGGCCAAAAACAAAAUAUACAAUGCAUAUCAGCAUGUGCAGAGACGCUUCAAGGAGACCUACGCCUCGUAGUGGCUUUGCCGUCGUAGGGGAACCGAUAGUAUAAUGCGUGGCUACAUCGGCCGCCUGCGAAGCCCGCACAACCAGCCAAUCACACGCGCUACACCGGCUGCCCGCGUGUUGUAUUUAUAAGACUUACUUUAGCCACAAUUUAUUCCACCAUAUUCAUGUCCAUCGUGUUGGUGUAUUUUUAGACGAAAUAUU
Anopheles cruzii is the source of this 1865-nucleotide messenger RNA. RefSeq lists its product as uncharacterized. NCBI's taxonomy places the organism in Eukaryota, Metazoa, Arthropoda, Insecta, Diptera, Culicidae. The transcript is spliced from 5 exons. The coding region runs from base 492 to 1673 and encodes 393 amino acids. The record is from RefSeq and is a predicted model, not a curated record.